ACUGCUGCUGACGACAAGGCUCCGAAAGCGAAGGAGACUCCCACUGACAAGCAGAGCAAAGACAAGGUUGUGAAGAGGCCUGCGCGCGGAUACCACACCUUCAGGAAUGGCAUGCUCAAUGUUACACCCAAGGGCAGAGAGAAGGAUAUUGUUGAAGCCAACCGGCAGUCGCAUUUACUUCGUCUCCCGGCUGAGGUCCGUAACAUGAUAUGGGAGUUUGCGCUCGGUGGAAGAGUGUACGAGGCAGAAUUUAUUGGAGGCUACUAUUAUCGCAUGCAUUCACAAGAGGCUCCUAGCAAGGUUCCUCUUUUACGAGUAUGCCGUCAGAUCUACGCAGAGGCAGCUAACAUCCCUAUACAACAAACCACAUUCUCUAUUCCUCGACCGGAUCGAAUAAGGCGUUGUUUCGACCCCUUCAAGACUUGCCAGCGUCGCCAUAUCGCUUCCCUCCGAUUCGAGAUUUCUUCAUACCGGCUGGCAUACCUAUGGACCGAUAUCCCCCGGCUUUUUCGCACACUAAGAUUGCCAAAGUAUCUACCUGGUGUGAAGAAAGUGGUAUUCUGCCUCCUUUUUGAGUCAAACAUCAACACAAUUAUCAGGCAACUCGAGGAAGAUGGAUUGCGCCGCAGAGUAGAAGCCGUCUCCUAUGGGAUGGGCCUAGACAUCGAAAUUGAGCAG
This is a messenger RNA of Bipolaris oryzae ATCC 44560, 678 nucleotides long. RefSeq lists its product as uncharacterized. The transcript is spliced from 3 exons. The annotation marks the transcript as partial. Lineage: Eukaryota; Fungi; Ascomycota; Dothideomycetes; Pleosporales; Pleosporaceae. The record is from RefSeq and is a predicted model, not a curated record.